AUAAACAAUACCAUAUUAGACAUAUUUUUUUUUGCUUUUACUUUUUGCUUCUUUAUUGAGUCGCAUCUGUGAAAUCAUGCUAAUGUCGAAUAUGUCCAAUGGCAGCCCAGUGAAUGGCGCCGUGGGUUUCAACUCGAAAGCUAAUCGGUCAUCGUCUCGUCCAUUCUCAGUCUAUGAAGCCCAUUUACCUGAAUGGCGUCGGGUGAUUCAAACGUAUACUGUGGAAAAACGAGGCAAGUCAGCCACAGGAGUCAUUAUUUUCGUACUUUUCCUUUGACCUUGUUUUCAAACCAACCCUCUAGACCUUCAAAAGCAGAUAACCGACCAGUUGCAGAGGCUGCAAGACUUGGAGGAACAGUUUGAGCGUAUGACGAAAGAGUUUCAUGGCAAAGUGGAGAGAGCGUAUAUACAAAUGUCCAAGGAACAGGAACAGGGCGAACAGGCACUGAGAGAAGAUGAAAAUACAUACCAGCGAGAGAAACAGCUGAUUUAUCAAGUGAAAAAGCAUCAGUCAGAAAAGGUUCGAUUGAACGUUGGUGGACAAUACUUUGAAACUUCUCUAUCGACUUUGAGACGUGAUCCAAACUCGAUGCUGGCGGCCAUGUUCAGUGAAUCCCGCACAUUAGUGCCUGAUGUCGACGGAUCGUAUUUCAUCGAUCGAGACAGUACCUAUUUCCGCCUGGUGCUUAAUUAUCUACGGGAUUUAAAGAUACCGGCGAGUGUGAAGGAAGAUCCAAAAAUUCUUGACGAGUUGAUGCAGGAAGCCAGGUUUUAUCGCCUUAAUGACCUGCUAAAAACACGAUGGAUGGACCUUCCCAAAAUUUCACAAGAGGAGUUGAAUGCUUAUUAUCACCGUCAGGAAUCGCUGGAUAAAUCGCAAAACGUUAUUUUCCGAUUUGAGAAAAAGGAUCUUUCAGGGCUCGAUUUCUCGAAUUUUCGCAUUGAUCCUCGAUCAAGUUUUGCUGACAGCAACCUGGAGAAUGCUACAUUUGUUAAUGCGGUAUUCAGUUUUGACUUUGAACACCAGACAAAUUUUCGGAACGCUUAUCUGGUGAAUACACGAUUCCCUGAACCGGGAAGUUCUCAGCGGGCCCCAGGGAUCGAGUUUGAUCUAGAAGGAGCGUUUUUAUGAGCCAAAAGACGUGCUCAGAUACCUUGUCCAGGUUCCAGAUAACAUGGUCAUUGAUUUUUGUGGAAAAGAUUAAAAAGAUUAUUUGUAUCAAUCCUUCAUCUCAGAUGUUGAGCUGUUAGAUUCUCUCAAUUCACUGUAAUACAGUAUGGGCGAUAUUUAGUAGGCACGCAAACAAGACUUGAUUUUUUGAACAGUGACGAAUAUAUCAGAGUUGACAUGUAAUAAAAAAAAUGAGGCAGGUAUCAUACUGUAAAUUGCC
This is a messenger RNA of Radiomyces spectabilis, 1391 nucleotides long. Its product is annotated as BTB/POZ protein. The transcript is spliced from 8 exons. Lineage: Eukaryota; Fungi; Mucoromycota; Mucoromycetes; Mucorales; Radiomycetaceae. Gene Ontology annotation, biological process: protein homooligomerization. Bases 368 to 1132 code for a protein of 254 amino acids. Gene Ontology annotation, molecular function: protein binding. The record is from RefSeq and is a predicted model, not a curated record.